This is a messenger RNA of Parus major (Great Tit), 648 nucleotides long. Its product is annotated as paired box protein Pax-7. Gene Ontology annotation, biological process: regulation of transcription by RNA polymerase II; anatomical structure development. Gene Ontology annotation, molecular function: DNA-binding transcription factor activity, RNA polymerase II-specific; RNA polymerase II cis-regulatory region sequence-specific DNA binding. Lineage: Eukaryota; Metazoa; Chordata; Aves; Passeriformes; Paridae. The transcript is spliced from 5 exons. Bases 13 to 648 code for a protein of 211 amino acids. The record is from RefSeq and is a predicted model, not a curated record.
CGCCCCCCGACCAUGGCAGCGCUGCCCGGGACGGUGCCGCGGAUGAUGCGCCCGGCGCCGGGGCAGAACUACCCCCGCACCGGCUUCCCGCUGGAAGUGUCCACCCCGCUGGGCCAGGGCAGGGUGAACCAGCUCGGAGGGGUUUUUAUCAACGGGCGUCCUCUUCCCAACCACAUCCGUCACAAAAUCGUGGAGAUGGCUCACCACGGGAUCCGGCCCUGCGUGAUCUCCCGGCAGCUCCGCGUCUCCCACGGCUGCGUUUCCAAAAUCCUCUGCCGCUACCAAGAGACGGGAUCCAUCCGGCCCGGCGCCAUCGGAGGCAGCAAACCCAGGCAGGUCGCGACUCCCGACGUGGAGAAGAAAAUCGAGGAAUACAAGCGGGAGAAUCCCGGGAUGUUCAGCUGGGAAAUCCGGGACCGGCUGCUCAAGGACGGGCACUGCGACCGCAGCACGGUGCCCUCAGUGAGUUCGAUUAGCCGCGUGCUCCGCAUCAAAUUCGGCAAGAAGGAGGAGGACGAGGACUGCGACAAGAAGGAGGAGGACGGCGACAAGAAAGCCAAGCACAGCAUCGACGGCAUCCUGGGCGACAAAGGUAGCGCUGUUGCGAGCGGGAUCAGCUCUAAUAAUGGGGGGCAGGAGAAGAGAUAG